Molecule: messenger RNA, 684 nt
Organism: Eimeria maxima
Lineage: Eukaryota; Apicomplexa; Conoidasida; Eucoccidiorida; Eimeriidae
Product: ubiquitin-conjugating enzyme e2, putative
Exons: 3
Coding region: 1-684 (227 amino acids)
Biological process (GO): protein sumoylation
Cellular component (GO): nucleus
Molecular function (GO): SUMO conjugating enzyme activity
Source: RefSeq, a predicted model, not a curated record
AUGAGCAAUUCUUCACCCCAGGUAGCUGAGGCAACGGCUGCGCCAGCAGGAGCGUCUUCUGGCGGUGGAGGCGCGAACACAUCAGAACACGACGCGACAAGUUCUGCGCAACGGAAACCUACACAGGGAUCACAGAAUGGUGCUUCGGCCAGCGCACUCCCCCCAGCAUCGGCUGCAUCUGUAUCUUCAUCUGCAGGCAGUGGUUCGAUUGCACGUAAGAGAUUGGCCCAAGAGAGGGCAGCUUGGAGAAGAGAUCAUCCAGCAGGCUUCUCCGCUAAAUACGCACCCAUGGCGGAUGGGUCUGUCGGACAGGAUAUUAUGAAGUGGAUUUGUAAAGUCCCAGGAAAGAAGGGCAGUUUGUGGGAAGGUGGCGAAUACUGUCUCACAAUGGAAUUUCCCGAGGAAUAUCCCAGCAAACCUCCAAAGUGCAAGUUUACGCCGGUCCUAUUUCAUCCAAACGUAUAUCCAUCUGGAACUGUUUGCCUAUCGAUUUUGAAUGAGGAUGAAGACUGGAAGCCGUCAAUCACGAUCAAGCAGAUCCUUCUUGGGAUCCAGGAUCUACUGGACAAUCCCAAUCCCCAGUCACCUGCCCAAGCCGAGCCUUAUAUGCUCUACUGCCAAAAUCGUGAUGAAUACAACAGAAGGGUGAAAAACCAAGCAAUACAGAUGCGGCCCAAGGACUGA